AUGCCUCGAGACUUGUCAUGGGAUGUCAAAUUGGUUGACGCAACACCAAUCGACAGCUCGGCGUCGCCCGAUUGUGUAUUGGACAAGGCAACACAAGCUGUGCAAAAUGAAGACGGGAAUCACAAAAACAAGCAACAUGGACCACAUUAUAAUCCUACCCCAGUCUUUGAAGGCGGCCGGCGCACUGCCUCGGUGCCAAGGGCGCGUACGCUGGGCCUCGCCAGCGGCCUCGCCACAGGGCUACAUGCCCCAUCAACUCACGUUCGCCGAUGGGAAAGAGCAAGAAGCAAUACAUUUGAGUUUCAUCUGUCGUCUUCUGAUGGUCGUGAGGAAAAACCAUGA
Messenger RNA from Akanthomyces muscarius, 342 nucleotides. RefSeq lists its product as uncharacterized. The transcript has 3 exons. NCBI's taxonomy places the organism in Eukaryota, Fungi, Ascomycota, Sordariomycetes, Hypocreales, Cordycipitaceae. Bases 1 to 342 code for a protein of 113 amino acids. The record is from RefSeq and is a predicted model, not a curated record.